CCCUUCGUUUAAACUCUUCAGGGGACUAGUUGCAGGGACUGGUCGCAGGGUCUAGCCCCCUCGUGUAUGCCGACUUUAAAUGUAUCGUGGUCAUCAUCAUCAUCAUCAUCAUCAUCAUCAUCAUCUUUUGAGCAUGUUGUAACGCCGGCACAAACGGAGUACCAAGUAGACGCAAAUUUUCAUCUUGUUACUCUGUUUGGCUUGCGAUGACUUGCGUUCGCUGGCUUUGGUUGGGAUUUUAUUUACCCAGAUUUUACCAAGGCAGAUUUAAAACAGAUGUCAGAUUCUGUCUUUGAAGUGGCAUUCACAAUUCCCUUUGGUAAAAGUUGUUAAGGUCAGUAGAUGGUGCAAUGGAACGUUUUUAUUUUAGGUAGAGGUCAACAAAGGGUUUUUCUUUGAGAAGAGAAACCAGCGAUAAGUUUAUGAAAUUCUUCUCCGCAUUCUUUUGCCCAAAGCCGCCUGCCCCUCUCAGCCCGCGAGGCCUUGGCACGAGAAGAGAUGGCUUUGGAGAUAUAAUGUAAUUAACUAGAUUCUUAAGAAAGAGAUUUUCCCCCAUUUAACCUUUUUUCCUUCCCAAAAAUACCCAGUAGUUGAAUUAUUGCUGAAACCGUUCGAUCGCAACACCAACAGAUUUUCUGCAAGUUUCAGACUUGCUAACGGAGAGAAUUUGCUCUGAAGUCCUUUAUAACGAAACAUGUGAGUGCGACCCGGUCAGAAUUUUAGUCUGAUUUAAAUUCCCUUUUCCUCGUGCCAAAGCCACACCGGCUGAGAAGUCCAGGUGACUCUGGGUACGAGAAUGUUCAGAGCCACUAUUUCCUCGUGCCAAGGUUCCCCCGGCUAAGAGGUCUGGGGGCGAGAGUCACCAGAUAAUAAAAGAAGGGACUUUUACCCUUGGAGUUCGAAAUCGAAAGAUGUGUGGGAGCGAUUAUAUUAGUCGGGUUGGUCAUAGUGAUUUCAGUUUAUGAAUAUUUCUGUGUUGUACUGUUCGGUCGACUGGCUGGUCACUAAACUUCGGAAGGCAUCGCAAAAGAUUAGUAAUCUCAAACACCGAAAACUCCCAGCAUCCAUGGCGAGGAGUCCGAUCAAGGUUCCGAGUGAAAAUGACGUCAUACCACCUGCUGAAGAAACACUGGAUUUUGAUGACGACAAUUUACGAGCAAUAGCUGAGGUUUACAAGAAUCAAGGCAAUGAGGAAUACGGAAAAAGAGAUUUUGCGAGUGCCAUUCACUAUUACACGGAAGGAAUUAAAGUGAACUGCAAGGAUAAAGAAUUGAACGCCAAACUGUACAGUAACAGGGCGAUUGCACAUUUUUAUUUGGGAAAAUAUCACGAGUCACUAAGUGACGCAAAAUCAGCCACAGAAUUACAACCAACUUUCCUCAAAGCGAUCGUAAGAGGAGCGAGUGCCUGUGUUCAGCUCAAUCAGUUUGAAGAAGCCAUCACGUGGUGUGAUAAGGGAUUGGCACUUGAUAAAAAUAACAAGACUUUGUUGGAAUUAAGGGUUAGGUCUGUCGAUGAACGAAACAAAGUGACCGAACCUCAGAUGGUGGAAGGCUUGGAAGGAGCACUGCCUCGACCAGCAGAGUUGACCGAACUAAGUCCUUUUAAGUCCAAAACUCUCACAAGAGAUGAGCAGGAAAUAAACCGCUACAAUCAAUGUCUCAUCAUUGCAAAAUGUAUGGGGAACAGGGCUGAAGAAGGCCAUGUUUACCAUAAUCUUGGUAUUGCUUGGAGAGACCACGGUGAUGUACAGAAAGCCAUCGAAUACCAUAACCUACAGCUUAAAAUUGCCAGAGAAUUGGGGAACAGGACUGAGGAAGGAUAUGCAUAUGGAAAUCUUGGGACCGAUUUUCUUAAACUCGGUGAUUUGAAAAAAUCUAUAGACUACCACAUGCUCCAGCUCAAAAUUGCUGAAGAAAUAGAUGACAAAAAAGACAAAGGACAUGCAUAUGGUAAUCUUGGCAUUACUUUUUACAAUCUUGGUGAUUUCACAAAAGCGGAGCAUUACCACAAACUAGACCUCAACAUUGCCAGGGAACUGGGAGAUAAAACUGGGGAAAGGAGCGCGUCUGCCAAUCUUGGCUCCGCUUAUCGAGCUAGAGGUGAUUUCAGAAAAGCCAUAGAAUAUCACAAUCUUGACCUUAAAAUUUCAAAAGAACUGGGUGACAAGGCUGGAGAAGGAGCUGCUUAUUGCAAUCUUGGCUGCGCUUUUCACGGUCUCGGUGACUACAAAAAGGCAAUAGAGAACAACAACUUACAACUUGAAAUUGCUAAAGAAGUGGGAGACAAGGCUGGCGAAGGCAGGGCAUAUGGCAAUCUUGGCAUUACUUUUAAAAGUCUCGGCGACUUUAAAAAAGCCAUCCACUAUCACAACCUACAGCUAAGUGUUGCAUUAGAAUGCAAUGACAAGAUUGAGCGAGGACAGGCAUACUGCAAUCUUGGCAACGAUUUCCUAAACCUCGGUGAUUUUAAGAAGGCUAUAGACUACUUCAAACUUCAUCUUGAAAUUACCCAAGAAGUGGGAGACAAGGCUGGUAAAGGAAUGGCAUAUGACAACCUUGGCCUUGCUUUUCAAAAUCUCGGUGAUGUCCAAGCCGCCAUAAUCGCCCACACCCUAUCUCUUCGUAUCGCCAAAGAAGUUGGAGACAAGGCUGGAGAAGGAAUGUCAUGUGGAAAUCUUGGCCGUGCUUUAAACAUUCUCGGUGAUUACAAACAAGCCAUAGACUAUUAUAAGCUGGACCUUGAAAUUGCCAAAGAAGUAGGAGACAAGUUUAGUGAAGGGCUUGCUUAUGAGGGACUAGGUGCAAGCUUUGAAUCACUUGGUCGUUUACCUGAAGCCUCAGAUUAUUACCAGUCUAGUGUAAGAUCAUACAAUCAUGUGAGAGGUUUUCUUAAAUCCAAAGACGAGUGGAAAAUUGGAUUUCGGGAUGCAUUUAACAAUUCUUACAAAGCUUUAUGGAGAGUUCUGUUGAAACAAGGCAAGAUUACUGAAGCUUUGUGUGCUGCUGAGAAAGGACGAGCGCAAGCUCUUACUGAUCUUAUGGAAUCUCAAUUUGGAAUUCACAUGAAUCAGGCUGAGUCAAAUGCGGAAGAGGAACAUGAACUGAACUUGUCAGAAAACAUUUCAUCUUGCACAGUCUUCCAGGCUGUUGACAAAGAAACAAUCACUCUCUGGGUUCUCUCGAAAGGGAAGCCUGUACAUUUGAGACAAAAGGAAAUUACCCAUGGAUUGAAAGAUGCCGCCGCCUACUUCAGGUCCACAAUGCAAAAAGCUUACAAAGAAGUUGGUGUUCGUUCUGAGGCUAGAUGUGAGGAUCGAUCUUUGGAUGCAUUGAGGAAAUAUGAUCACACGGAAGAUGUGAAGUUUGAAGAUGAAAGCUCCCAGCCUUCCAUCUCACUAGAGUCUCCUUUGAACACUUUGUACAACAACAUAAUUAAGCCAGUUGCCGACCUGGUUCAAGGAAAUGAGCUUAUCAUUGUCCCAGAUGGCCUCUUGUGGCUGGCUCCAUACGCUGCACUUAUGGAUGCUGAUUCCAAAUACCUGUGUGACUCUUUUAGAGUCCGGGUAAUUCCCUCGCUGACAAGUUUAAAGCUGAUUGCUGAUUGUCCCAAAGAAUACCACAGUAGAAGUGGAUCGCUACUUGUGGGAGAUCCAUGGGUUGAGGAAGUUACCAAUAGCAAGGGAGAAAAAAUCCUAGAUCCGCUUCCGUUUGCCAGAACGGAAGUGGAAAUGAUCGGGCGAAUUCUCAACGUAACACCUAUUAUUGGAAAACAAGCAACGAAACGUGAGGUGUUGAAAGAACUCAGUUCCGUCGCUUUGGUUCACUUUGCAGCACAUGGUCGCAUGGAAACUGGCGAAAUUGCUCUAACUCCGGACCCAAAGCGAAGAUCCCCGAUCCCUAUGAAGGAAGACUACAUUUUGACAAUAGCCGAUGUGCUGAAUGUUAAACUACGAGCAAGACUGGUUGUUCUCAGCUGUUGCCACAGUGGUCGAGGAGAGAUCAAGGAUGAAGGCGUGGUCGGUAUUGCACGUGCCUUUAUGGGUGCUGGCGCUCGUUCUGUUUUGGUCUCACUCUGGGCGAUCGAUGACGAGGCCACGUUGGAGUUUAUGAGAAGCUUCUACCAUCACCUUGUGGAAGGGAAAAGUGCAAGCGAGUCCCUGAACCUGGCCAUGACAAGCCUAAGAGAAUCAGACAAGUACAGUGAUGUUAAACACUGGGCGCCUUUUGUACUGAUUGGUGAUGACGUCACCCUAGAAUUUGAUCAGAAGAGAGCUAGUGCCUGUGUUCAGCUGAGUCAGUUUGAAGAAGCCAUCACGUGGUGCGAUAAGGGAUUGGCACUUGAUAAAAGUAACAAGACUUUGUUGGAAUUAAGGGCUAGGUCUGUCAAUGAGCGAAACAAAGUGACCGAACCUCAGACGGUGAAAGGCUUGGAAGGAGCACUAAACCCUACAAAGUCUAAAACUCUCACAAGAGGUGAACAAGAAAUAAACCGCUUCAAUCAAUGUCUCAUCAUUGCAAAACUUAUGCGGGACAGAGCUGAAGAAGGCCGUGUUUACAAUAAUCUUGGUAUUGUUUGGAGACAUCAAGGUGAUGUUCAGAAGGCCAUCGACUACCACAACCUACAGCUUAAUAUUGCCAGAGAAAUGAGUGACAAGGCUGAGGAAGGAAAGGCAUAUGGAAAUCUCGGCAACGAUUUUCUUGCAUUCGGCGACUUAAAAAAAUCUGUAGAAUACCACAUGCUAGAUCUCACAAUUGCUGAAGAAGUGGAAAACACAAUCGGAAAAGGACGUGCAUACAGUAAUCUUGGCGUUACUUUUCACAAUCUUGGUGACUUCAUCAAAGCAGAACAUUACCACAAACUGCAUCUUAACAUUUCCAAAGAGAUGAGAGACAAAGCUGGGGAAGGGCGUGCGUAUUCAAAUCUUGGCUGUGCUUCACAAGCAAGAGGAAAUUUCACAAAAGCCAUAGAAUAUCACAAUCUUGAUCUUAAAAUUGCAAAAGAACUGGGUGACAAGGCUGGGGAAGGAGCUGCGUAUGGCAAUCUUGGCCAUGCUUUUCACUGUCUCGGUGACUACAAAAAGGCAAUAGACACCAACAACUUGCAACUUGAAAUUGCCAAAGAAGUAGGAGACAAGGCUGGCGAAGGAAAAGCAUACGAUAACCUUGGUAAUGCUUUUCGAGGUCUCGGUGACUUUAAAAAAGCCAUACACUAUCACAACCUACGUCUCAGUAUUGCAAAAGCAAGCAGGGACAAGAUCGGUCUAGGGCAUGCAUACGCCAAUCUAGGCAAUGCUUUUCGAAGUCUUGGUGAUUUUAAGAAAGCCAUAGACUACUACAAACUUCAUCUUGAAAUUACCCAAGAAGUGGGAGACAAGGCGGGCGAGGGCAGGGCGUACGGCAAUCUUGGCUUUGCCUUUUACAGCCUCGGGGACUUCAAAAAGGCCAUAGACUUUCACAGCUUGCAUCUUAAGUUUGCUGAGAGGGUAGAAGACAAGGCUGCAAAAGGAGGAGCUUAUGGGAAUCUUGGCAAUGCCUUUUUCAGUCUCGGCGACUACAAAAAGGCCAUUGAUUACCACAAACUCCAUCUGAAAAUAGCAGAGGAAGUUGGAGACAAGGCUGGCCAAGGAACAGCGUAUGGCAACCUUGGCAUUGCUUUUCAGAAUUCUGGUGAUAUCCAAAACGCCAUAGUAUACCACACCCUAUCUCUUAGUAUCGCAAAAGAAGUUGGAGACAAGGCUGGAGAAGGAGUCUCGUAUGGAAAUCUUGGCCUUGCUUUUUACAAUCUCGGUGAUUACAAUAGAGCCAUAGACUACUAUAAGCUGGAUCUUGAAAUUGCCAAAGAUGUAGAAGACAAGGCUAGGGAAGCAGUUGCUUAUGAGGGGCUAGGUGUCAGCUUUGAAUCACUUGGUCGUCUACCUGAAGCCUUAGAAUAUUACCAGUCUAGUGUAAGAUCAUUCAAUCAUGUGAGAAGUCUUCUUAAAUCCAAGGAUGAGUGGAAAAUUGGAUUUCGAGAUGUGUUUAACAAUUCUUACAAAGCUUUAUGGAGAGUUCUGUUGAAACAAGGCAAGAUUACUGAAGCUCUGUUUGCUGCUGAGAAAGGACGAGCGCAAGCUCUUACUGAUCUUAUGGAAUCUCAAUUUGGAAUUCAAGCAAAUCAGGCUGAGUCAAGUACAGGAAAAGAAGAACAUGAACUUGAUAUGUCGGAGUACGUAUCAUCUUGCACUGUCUUUCAGGCUGUCGGCAAAGGAAAGAUCAGUCUCUGGGUUCUCUUGAAAGGGAAGCCUGUAUGUUUGAGAGAAAAGGAAAUUGUCCAUGGAUUGAAAGAUGCCGCCGCCAACUUCAGGUCUAUAAUGCAAAAAGCCUAUAAACAAAUUGGUGUUCGUUCUGAGGCUAGAUGCGAGGAUCGAUCUUUGAAUGCAUUGAGGAAAUAUGAUCACACGGAAGAUGUGAAGUUUGAAGACGAAAACUCCCAGCCUUCCAUCUCACUAGAGUCUCUUUUGAGCAAUUUGUAUCACAACAUAAUUGAGCCAGUUGUUGACCUGGUUGAAGGGAAUGAGCUUAUCAUUGUCCCAGAUGGACCCUUGUGGAUGGCUCCGUACGCCGCACUUAUGGAUGUUGAUUCCAAAUACCUGUGUGACUCUUUUAGAAUCCGGGUGAUUCCCUCGCUGACAAGCUUAAAGCUGAUUGCUGAUUGUCCUCGGGAAUACCACAGUAGAAGUGGAUCGCUACUUGUGGGAGAUCCAUGGGUUGAAGAAGUUACCAAUAGCAAGGGAGAAAAAAUCCUAGAUCCGCUUCCGUUUGCCAGAAAGGAAGUGGAAAUGAUCGGGCGAAUUCUCAACGUAACACCUAUUAUUGGAAAACAAGCAACGAAACGUGAGGUGUUGAAAGAACUCAGUUCCGUCGCUUUGGUUCACUUUGCAGCACAUGGUCGCAUGGAAACUGGCGAAAUUGCUCUAACUCCGGACCCAAAGCGAAGAUCCCCGAUCCCUAUGAAGGAAGACUACAUUUUGACAAUAGCCGAUGUGCUGAAUGUUAAACUACGAGCAAGACUGGUUGUUCUCAGCUGUUGCCACAGUGGUCGAGGAGAGAUCAAGGAUGAAGGCGUGGUCGGUAUUGCACGUGCCUUUAUGGGUGCUGGCGCUCGUUCUGUUUUGGUCUCACUCUGGGCGAUCGAUGACGAGGCCACGUUGGAGUUUAUGAGAAAUUUCUACCAUCACCUUGUGGAAGGGAAAAGUGCAAGCGAGUCCCUGAACCUGGCCAUGACAAGCCUAAGAGAAUCAGACAAGUACAGUGAUGUGAAAUACUGGGCGCCUUUUGUACUGAUUGGCGAUGACGUCACCCUAGACUUUGAUCAGGAGAAAUGAUUUUCGACGGAGUUUAUAACCCGGCCGACUAGCGUCCCAGUGCAAGAGGCCUACAGCAUGGUCUGACGAUAACAGAUGAAACUUCCAAGAGCACGUUUGGGCAAAAGAACUCUCAGAACUCCAAUUGUCUUUACUGUAUAGUAGCUACAACAAUUGACAGUCAUAUAAUUUACUUAACAACAGUGUACACAGGCUCAGUGCGAUUAUUACCGCAAAACGUCUUCCAUUAAGUGGAUAGAGACUUCUAAUGUUUCGUAUGGGCAUCCAACUGUCUUGUCAACCAAGAUUGAUAAUCUGUAGAUUUGUUUCUUUUCUUUGUUCGCUUUAAUUAGAGUACAUUCAUAGAGUACAUUUUGUUGAAGAGUAUGACGUCAUACCAUGAAAAAGAAACAUUUAUUUGGUUGUAUUUUUGCAAUUUUCCUGGUGUCGCCGUCGGAAUGAUUUUGUUACCUUAUAUAUCGUUUUCCCAGAUAGCGUUGUGUAGACAUAGUGUUUUAAAGAUUUAAGCCAAACCUUUGUAAACUAAACUGAUUGACUGGGUUACAUAAAAAAAUGUUGUUAAAAUUGGGAGAUUCAAGCAAAAGCUAUACAGUUCUCGUUAUUUAUUAAUAAAUUCGCCGAAUUCGUCAUUGCUAACCGUCUGAAAUCCCGUUUUGGUUUAUGAAAUGUGAUGUUUAUUACUAAGUAAAUGAUUUUUUUUAGUCAUUAAGUCUAUUUGAAGAUGUAAAUAUUGCACAACGUAAAAUAACGGCUGUAGAUCUAAUUGUUGACACUCUCUGCGGUUCAGUCCUAGAAGAGGACCACACCGCGUCCGGUUUCAGUCUUCGUAGCAGCUGGUUAAAAUCCACAUAAGUAAUAGAAGGUCUUUUUAGUUUGUAAGUAAUCUUAGUUCCAAAUUACAAUGAUGUCUUAAUAAACGCUAAUGGUUGCAUUA
Molecule: messenger RNA, 8300 nt
Organism: Orbicella faveolata
Lineage: Eukaryota; Metazoa; Cnidaria; Anthozoa; Scleractinia; Merulinidae
Biological process (GO): establishment of mitotic spindle orientation
Cellular component (GO): cell cortex
Molecular function (GO): G-protein alpha-subunit binding; GDP-dissociation inhibitor activity
Source: RefSeq, a predicted model, not a curated record